Messenger RNA from Paramacrobiotus metropolitanus, 1030 nucleotides. Its product is annotated as protein ARV1-like. Gene Ontology annotation, cellular component: cortical endoplasmic reticulum; Golgi apparatus. The coding region runs from base 113 to 817 and encodes 234 amino acids. NCBI's taxonomy places the organism in Eukaryota, Metazoa, Tardigrada, Eutardigrada, Parachela, Macrobiotidae. The record is from RefSeq and is a predicted model, not a curated record. Gene Ontology annotation, biological process: sphingolipid metabolic process; regulation of plasma membrane sterol distribution; sterol metabolic process. The transcript has 6 exons.
UAGAAAAUUUAGAAUCAGAAGUGGAAAUGUUUUUAUUUACCUACUUCGAACCUUUCAAUUUCAGUUUAUUAAUAGUUCACAGUUGGUUUUCUUUCGUCGUUUUCGAUUUACGAUGCCGACUUAUCGUUGCAUAAAAUGCGAGGAACCUGCAGAUUCAUUGUUCAUCCAUUACAGUCCGGGAGUAACGAAACUCCAGUCCUGUCACCGCUGCAAGGAAUACGUAGAUGAUUAUGUGGAAUAUGAUAAUUUAUCCGUAUUUUUGGACAUCCUCUUGCAAAAACGACCCGCGUACCGACAUGUUAUCUUCAACAGUGGAUUACUGCUGCUGUGGAAGUUUGUCCUCGUGGUGGUGAUGGCUGAUGGCUAUGUGCACUGGAUUUCCUGGCGUUCCAGGGAUAUGGAAGAAUCCAGUGCGCUUUCCGUAGAUCUCCUCGAGUGGGAAUUCCAUAAGCGGCUUCUUGUAUCAUUUGCAGCAAACGCUGUGUACCUUCUGUCCGCUACAGCAAUUGGCAUAAUCCGACAGCACCGUAUUUCAAAAGAUCGAUGUGUCCCGUCUGCUCCGCAAUCCGUCUUUUUAACCGGCAUGAUGAUCUCUUUGUAUCCGGUCUUUCUGCGUCUUCCGGCCAUUAUUUGGAUGUCUCAAAGUCAGCCGCAGUAUAUCUGGUGGGGAUGUCUGCUGCUGCAAUGGAUUGCUGGCAGUCAAGUGUACCGAAUUUUGACCAGAGUGCGGAUUUGGGAAUCCUUGCUUACAGUGGGCAUUCUACAGAUUCUUUUGCUUGGUGUCCAGCCAUCUUUGGUAGAUCUGUUGUUUGGUUAGCUUGCUCGCUUAGAUGACGUUUUUGAUCGUUUGCUUUGCGUAUUACACUAUAAAUGAUGGUGAUCAUCAUUGUUGUACAAAAAUCAAAAAGUGGUCUGAAUUGCAUAGAAUUGGAUUUUCGCUAGUUGUGAUACCAGUUUUAAUGGUGGUAAUGUAUGGUUGACGAGCUUUUCGACCUGCUCGUGUUUUCAGAAUCAGUUUUAAUAAAAACAU